CCGGAGCAAAAGCUGGAGCGUAGCCCUCUGUGCUUGCUAGACCUGACCAUGGCUGCCUCUGCGAGCGAGACGCCCUGGAAGACUUUGUCUGCAGAGGAACUGGAGAAGCAGUACUCACCUAGCAGGUGGGUCAUCCGGAUGAAAGCGGAAGAAGUCGUCAGCACCUUCGUGCAGACAGGAAUCCAGGCCACCAGGAAAGCCCGGGCCACCAGGAGAAACCAGCUGGAUGUACCCUAUGGAGAUGGCGAAGGGGAAAAAAUGGACAUCUACUUUCCGGAUGAGGACUCCAAGGCUUUUCCCCUCUUCCUGUUCGUCCAUGGAGGAUACUGGCAGAAUGGAAGUAAAGGUGACUCGGCCUUCAUGGUGAACCCGCUGACAGCACAAGGGGUGGUCGUGGUGAUAGUGGAUUACGACAUUGCACCCAAAGGCACGCUAGACCGGAUGGUGGACCAGGUGACCCGCAGUGUUGCAUUUCUGCAGCGGCGGUAUCCAAGCAAUGAGGGAAUCUACCUCUGUGGACACUCUGCAGGAGCUCACCUGGCCGCCAUGGUGCUCCUUGCCAGUUGGACCGAGCAUGGCGUCACACCCAACCUCCAAGGUUUUCUCCUGGUGAGUGGAAUCUACGACCUGGAGCCCAUCAUAUCUACCUCCCAGAAUGCCCCUCUGCACAUGACCCUGGAAGACGCUCAGAGAAACAGCCCACAGCGAUGCUUGGAGAUGGCCCCAGCGAGGCCUGUGGGUCCAGCCUGUUCUGUGCUGGUGGUUGUGGGUCAGCAUGACUCCCCGGAAUUCCACCGACAGUCCAGGGAGUUCUAUGAGGCACACUCUUACGUCUGCUCCUCAUUCCUGUUCAGACACUGCGCCGAGUAGGAUGGAAGGCCUCUUUCCAGCAGCUGCGUGGUGUGGAUCACUUUGACAUCAUAGAGAACCUGACCCGAGAGGAUGACGUACUCACCCAG
Peromyscus leucopus (white-footed mouse) is the source of this 959-nucleotide messenger RNA. RefSeq names its product arylformamidase (gene Afmid). Bases 49 to 870 code for a protein of 273 amino acids. Lineage: Eukaryota; Metazoa; Chordata; Mammalia; Rodentia; Cricetidae. The transcript is spliced from 10 exons. The record is from RefSeq and is a predicted model, not a curated record.